GCGCAAUUGACUCAGUAACACUCCUUUCCUGUUCCAAUCCGGAUUGCGUCUGUCCUUCCUAUUGGACAGUGAAUGAAUGGCUACUAGACACUAAUCCCUGCGGUGUAAGCUCUGAUCGUCAUAACCCCUCCUCCCAGCCUCAACUCAUCAUGAGUUCACCACCCAACCCCGGCGGCGACCGACCCGAGGAGCGACCGUCUCAGCGAAAUUCCCCCACCCUAUGGCAUCCGGCCAGAGAAUGGCUUGAAGAGGACGACGGAGAGGAUGUGGACUUUGAGCCGGACUCUGAUUUCUCGGAUGAUAGAGACCUGGAUGACGGAGGUCCCUUGUACGAAGAUCCGAACAGUUUUGGAGUUUACCUCGGUAUGCGUGGUCUUUGGGUUAUUCGGUCGGAUGAAGAAGGCGUCGUGCUGAUAUUUCGAUGAUCUUGGUGGCUUGGUAGAUCCGGAGUUGCACCCUGGUGUGCAGAUCGAGUUCACGAUGGAGGCGCCGAAUCCCGAAGACGGCGCGGAUGGCCAGGCGGGCCGACAGAAUCGAGGUAUGGACGCGGAGAAGGAACACAGUGUUCAUUGAUUUAGAACACAGUCUGGGCUGAACACUAACUAGAGAAGUAUCCGCAGCCCGACUACUCAAUCUACUAGCUUCUAAUGGCUUGCGACACAUUCUCAAUUACGACGGCUGGCCUGCGGGUGCCGACGACGACGACGAGGACGAGGAUCCUUACCAGGGCUUUUUCAGAUAUCGGAGGCAGCCGCGACGAGCUAAUAAUGCUCAGCUUCCGAAGGUCCCGAGCGAUGAGGGUACGAAAUUGAUGCGAACUGGCGACUUCGGGAGCAAUACGCAUUAUGUGGACGAGUUGAAGAAACGCAAACGAACGCUAGCAACGAAGAUGAUGUGGCGAGAAUUAGGCAUCGAUGUAUCCGGCGGACCGAAGAGGGAGGUUCAAUCCAUAUCGCAGGACUUAAUACCGGAUUCGAUCGCGGACAAGAUAAUCCAUUUUGACUCGAGGUGUUACUCCGGACAGUUCUCGGACGAUGGCAAUUUCUUCUUUGCCUGCGCACAAGACUUUAAGGUCAGGAUGUACGACACAUCCAAUCCUUUCGAAUGGAAGUACUAUAAGACAGUGACCUACCCGUUCGGUCAGUGGACCAUCACCGACGCCAGCUUGAGCCCGGACAACAGGUUCUUGGCCUAUACGUCUAUUCGGAACCUUGUUUGUCUUGCGCCCACGGAUCCACUGGACACAUCUGACCCCGGGGUCUUGGAUCUUUCCAUACUACCUGGCGAACGAGGAGGGCGGCGAGGGCCCUUUGGAAGCUCACACUUUGGAAUCUGGUCUAUCCGAUUUUCCGGUGAUGGCCGUGAGCUUGUAGCUGGCACAUCCGACCACUCGGUGAUUGUUUACGACAUAGAGACGCACCAGUCGGUGCUGCGCUUGCAAAACCAUGAAGACGAUGUAAAUGCUGUCUGCUUCGGUGACAAGUCUUCACCCCAUAUCCUCUAUUCCGGCUCCGACGAUUCCACGUUACGAGUAUGGGACCGACGCUCAAUGGGUGAUGGGCGUGAAGCCGGUGUCUUUAUGGGCCACACCGAAGGGUUAACCUAUGUCGAUAGCAAGGGCGAUGGGCGAUACGUCAUCUCCAAUGGAAAAGACCAGUCCAUGAAACUCUGGGAUCUUAGAAAAAUGAUGACGACGGCCAAGUUCGACACUAUCGAUGUGAACAACUAUACGAGCGGCUUCGACUACCGAUUCGAAUCCUAUCCCCACAACUACUAUGAGCCACAUCCACAUGACUGCUCGGUUGUCACAUUCCGGGGCCAUCGGGUCUUGAAGACCUUGAUUCGAUGCCAUUUCUCGCCCCCUGGAAGCACGAACUCGAGAUACGUAUACACAGGAAGCGAGGACGGCAAAGUUCACGUGUUUAAUAUGGACGCCACGUUAGCUGGAACGAUCGAUGCGGGAGCCGCGACGAAGAAUUCGCGACCGCAGGAUCCUGAUAUUUAUACUACUGCAUAUGAGCUCCGGAGUAGGAGCGGUGAGCCGAUGUGGCGCACAUGUGUUCGCGACGCAAGCUGGCACCCCAACGCCCCAGUGCUCGCUGCGACAUCGUGGAAUGGCUGGGGCUUGUCAACCGGCACGUGUACUUUGCAUAGCUGGAAUGACUCUGCGGCCGAUGACGAAGGCGAUCCACCGCUCGGAAGGAACUACGAUUGUGAAUUAAACUCGGUGCCUGAGUUUAACCGACAUAAGGAGGACGGUGCAUAUAAAACACAUUUGAGAAGUCGACCGGUGGAGAGGUAUGAUGAAGAUGACGAAUCUUAUGAAAUAUGGUGAAGUUAUUGAAGAUGUCGACUUUGUGCUUGAUUUGUGUGUAUUGAUUCCCAGUCUAGUUUAGCCAGACUGGUGUGUGAGGGAGCAUGUGUAAAUGAGCGACCAAUUUACCGGCGUUGUAAAAGCAAUGAAGAAUGAACCAUAUCCUAGUAAUUAGAAGA
Molecule: messenger RNA, 2493 nt
Organism: Aspergillus melleus
Lineage: Eukaryota; Fungi; Ascomycota; Eurotiomycetes; Eurotiales; Aspergillaceae
Product: WD40 repeat domain-containing protein
Exons: 4
Coding region: 812-2335 (507 amino acids)
Biological process (GO): proteasome-mediated ubiquitin-dependent protein catabolic process
Cellular component (GO): Cul4-RING E3 ubiquitin ligase complex
Molecular function (GO): protein binding
Source: RefSeq, a predicted model, not a curated record